Molecule: messenger RNA, 1398 nt
Organism: Melampsora larici-populina 98AG31
Lineage: Eukaryota; Fungi; Basidiomycota; Pucciniomycetes; Pucciniales; Melampsoraceae
Exons: 7
Coding region: 1-1398 (465 amino acids)
Biological process (GO): regulation of transcription by RNA polymerase II; box C/D snoRNP assembly; chromatin remodeling
Cellular component (GO): Swr1 complex; R2TP complex; NuA4 histone acetyltransferase complex
Molecular function (GO): ATP binding; DNA helicase activity; ATP hydrolysis activity
Source: RefSeq, a predicted model, not a curated record
AUGAAAGCCAAUAGCACUGGCUCUAGGGCUGCUAGGAUAGCAAUUCAUUCACAUAUUCAAGGUUUAGGACUUGAUGAAGAUGGGUUUGCAAAAGAAGAUCUUCAGGGUUUUAUUGGUCAAAGAGGAGCGCGUGAGGCAUGUGGACUUGUACUAGAACUAAUUCGUAGUCGUAGAUUCUCGGGUAGAGCUUUACUUUUAGCAGGUGGACCCGGUACAGGAAAGACAGCAUUAGCAUUAGCAAUGGCACAAGAACUUGGACCUAAAGUUCCAUUCUGUCCAAUGGUCGGUAGUGAAGUUUAUAGUAAUGAAGUUAAAAAGACGGAAGUUUUAAUGGAAAACUUUCGUCGAGCAAUUGGCUUAAGGGUGAAGGAAACUAAAGAAGUUUAUGAAGGAGAAGUUACUGAACUUACACCAGCUGAAACCGAGAAUCCACUUUCGGGAUACGGGAAAACGAUCUCUCAUGUGGUUGUCUCCUUAAAGACUGCAAAGGGUACCAAACAACUUCGACUGGAUCCUAGUAUCUUUGAUAGUAUUCAAAAAGAAAGGGUCACCAUUGGAGACGUAAUCUAUAUCGAAGCCAAUACAGGUGCUGUCAAGCGUGUUGGAAGAUCAGAUGCGUAUGCUACCGAAUUUGAUUUAGAAGCCGAAGAAUACGUACCACUUCCAAAAGGUGAAGUACAUAAGAAAAAAGAAGUCGUCCAAGAUGUCACACUACAUGAUUUAGAUAUGGCUAAUGCAAGACCACAAGGAGGUCAAGAUAUCAUGAGUGUGAUGGGACAAAUCGUUAAAGGUCGUCGAACUGAAGUCACGGAUAAAUUAAGGGGUGAAAUUAAUAAAGUGGUGGAUAAGUAUAUUGCUCAAGGGAUUGCUGAAUUGGUUCCUGGUGUAUUGUUUAUUGAUGAGGUUCAUAUGCUUGAUAUCGAGUCAUUUACAUAUCUUAAUCGUGCUUUGGAAUCAACAAUCUCACCACACGUCAUCUUAGCUACAAAUCGAGGUCUUUGUACAAUAAGAGGUACUGAAAGUGAACCUGGAUCAGGUUAUUUGGGUGGUGAAGGUAUUGUUGCACCUCAUGGUAUACCGAUCGAUUUAUUGGAUCGAUGUAUGAUUGUGAGAACAGUACCUUACAAUCGAGAAGAAAUCAAAACAGUUUUAGGUUUAAGAGCCAAAGUUGAAAAUCUUAAAGUUAGCGAAGCUGCUUUGGAAAAACUGACAGAUCGUGGUUUGGCUACUUCCUUAAGAUAUGCAUUACAACUUUUGACACCUAGUGCGAUUCUUAGUUCUGUGGCUGGUGAAACUGAUAUUCGAAUGGAAGAUGUGGGUGAAACUGAUGAAUUAUUCCAAGAUGCUAAAUCUUCUGCUCGAAUGUUGGCUGGUCUUGAAGGUCAAUAUAUGCGGUGA